This is a messenger RNA of Pungitius pungitius (ninespine stickleback), 2994 nucleotides long. It is a transcript of the gene sypl1, whose product is annotated as synaptophysin-like 1. The transcript has 5 exons. Bases 266 to 991 code for a protein of 241 amino acids. The record is from RefSeq and is a predicted model, not a curated record. Gene Ontology annotation, cellular component: synaptic vesicle membrane; synaptic vesicle. Lineage: Eukaryota; Metazoa; Chordata; Actinopteri; Perciformes; Gasterosteidae.
CUUGUAAAAUUUUGUUAAAAGUCCCUAGAAACGUGUGCAACUUUUAUUUCGUUAUUGGAUAGGCUGCUCUCGCCCAACUGGCAGAAUGUGAUUCGUUCGCUGAGCGCUUUCGCAAAACAACUUGGGCCGGUCCUCCUUUUGCAGCGUCGGCAGUAAAAACCACGUCAUUCCACCCAACGACUCCCCCUUUUCCCUCCCAGUUGGACCGACGUCCACAGUUUUGAGGCGACUUGCAAACCAGCUUUUUGGAUCAGAGACGCAAAUCAUGGUGACCGGAUUUCGACUGAACUUGUCGCCGUUGAAGGAGCCCCUGGGCUUCAUCAAACUGGUGGAGUGGCUCACGGCCAUAUUUGCUUUCGGAAGUUGUGGUGGAUACUCGGGGAAGAACAUCAUAUCUCUCGGCUGCGGCGACGGCACGAAUGAGACUCUCGAUGCCAACUUUCACUACCCAUUUAGGUUAAGCCAGGUCCCGCUCAUCGAGACCAACGCCACUGUUUGUAACCACCUCGUCACCACGACGCACCUGGUGGGAGACUCCGCCUCCUCGGUGGAGUUCUUUGUGGGCGUCGCCGUCGUCUGCUUUCUGUACAGCUUGGUUGCUGUGUUGGUGUAUUUAGGCUACAUGCACGUCUACAAGGACUCCGACUUUGGACCCAUUUUCGACUUUGUGAUCACGGCGAUCCUGGUUUUCCUGUGGCUGGUGUGUUCGUCGGCCUGGGCCAAGGGCCUGCAGAACGUGAAGGACGCCACGGACACCCUUGGCAUCAGCAACACGUUGGCCCUCUGCAAGGGGGGCAACGUCACCUGCGAGGUGACGGAGUUCGCCAGCAUGAGGACCCUCAACAUCUCCGUGGUGUUCGGCUACCUCAACAUGCUAGUGUGGGCGAGCAACGGCUGGUUCAUUUAUAAGGAAACCCGUUGGCACUCCCAGAAGAUCUCCUCCUCUCAGCCUGCCGCAGCUGGAAGGCAACAGGUCCCUGCAGCCAUGUAACACACCGCGUAGAGCACAUGCACAAGUGUGUGUAGUGUGCAGACGGUAUCACACAUGCACAAAAAAUACAUCUUUAAACAGGGGACGAAGAGGGAGACUAAAUGAAGGAUGUUUUGAUAGAUGGCCGGUUGAAAAACUGAUAGAAAUUGAUAAAAAUUAAUCAUAUGUGCGUUUUCUUAGCCCAAAAUGCCAAGGUAAUUUCUUGCAUAAUCUUGGCUUUACUUGAACAGUUCUGAAAGCAAAGAAAAGGAUUUCCUCUGCAGACGUGGGAGGCUGGGGACAAUGUUCCUGCUAAGUUUUCAUGAGUAGAUUAGCCUUGCUCACUUGUUAUUUCUUACCUGUUUCACAUACCAUCACACCAAUGUAAUGGUGAAAUCUAACUGCUUGAUGGUUUCUCACGCUUCAGUAAGCAGAUACCUGCACAAACAAUGACCAAACUAUUCGGGAAGAUGCGUGUGGCGGCUGGACAACGACUUCAUUCAUUAUGGUUUACAUUACAUUACAUGUCAUUUAGCUGACGCUUUUAUCCAAAGCGACGUACAAUAAGUGCAUUUUAGAGAUACAAACUCAGAAGAACAAAUAACAAGAAAGUACAUUUUUCAUCAAAUAAGCAGUUUCAAAACAUGUUAUAGAAAAGUGCCAUUAUGAGUACAAUUUAAGUGCUAUCAUUUGUUAGUGCUACGGUUUGCUAGUGUUUAGUGAUGAGAAUGUAGUGAUAAAAAAUGUCUUGUACAUCUUUCGCAGACAGUAUAAUGCCAACGUGUUCGGGUCUGUGGUGCGAUAUGAAGCAUAAUAUCUCCUAUUACCACAUCAGCAUUCGUUGUCAUUUAUUGGCACACAGCAAAUUGCAUUUGGGGAAAACAUUUGCAUCUGUGUUUAAUGAGUUGACGUCUUUCCUAUUUUGUUCAUGCAUAUAUCCUUUCUUAUUAUUAUUUAAAGCGCCUUGAGUAUCUGCAAAAUGUUUCGCUCAAAUAUUCAUUCAUUCAUUCAUUCAUUCAUUCUUUCCAGUCAGCCAUUUGCCCUCCAGUGGUUGCUAGCAGGAAUGGAAAUGUCUGGACAAACGUACACUUAGGAAUUUUACAAAUGAAAGUACUUUGUGAGGCCCAUUGAUGAGGGGAUUCCACGUUAAUGUCAUCACCAGUCACUGAUUUCCUUUAGAAAACUAAGUCCAUGCGUACAAGGAGACAGGUGAGACAUGUUAAACCUUACAAACGGUGUGAAGUGGCCCCUCCACCCUAAACACCAGGAGACGGUGUUCUUAUCACAACGUGCACAGUGUUUACUGCGGUGCUAUGCGGUACCAUGGGAGUGUUGCCCACUUCAUUUAGAUGAGGAAAAUGUUGCAGCGUGAGUGUGUGAUCCUUAAAUUCCUGUGUGUCUGAAGAUUUUUAUUUUAUUUAGUAGCAUCUCUGGUACCAGAUGAAGGUUAAAACCCUUUACUUGAUAUUUUAAAAGAAAAAUACUUUCAAUGUUCGAGGCGUCUUGUUUAAACACUCCCUUUUUCUGCAUCGCUGUUAAACUGAAACGGCUCUGCCAAAGAUCUCGUGUUUUAUCUUAUUCCGUAUCUUCAUGCGUUUUCCAAUCAAUUAUUUUGUUGUUGUAGAAAAACAUUUUUUUUAACUGUGUAGUUUUAAAAUCAUUAUUGAGACGCCUAGCUGUGAGCUGGUGUUGUGUUUAAAAAAGCUCCAUUCAACUUUUUCUAAAUCUUUCUUUUCAUUUUCUGUACACGUUAAUUAUUAUUUGAAGGAAUUCUCAUUUUCUUUUUUUAUGUAGUAAAAAUGUAAAGUGGGAUGAUGAUUCAUUUACGUGACUCUGCCAAAAGACCAAGUGAAAUGAAUGUGUGUGGUGUACUGGUGACACCUCUGCACUCUUGUAAUCAUCAUCCAACUCGCUGUAUCUUUGUCAAUGUUUGCAAUGACUUUAACCUGCCAACCGUGUUUUCAAAGAGAGACAUUUGUUCUCUGUCAUAUGCACACCUUGUUUUUUCAAUAAAAAUGAAUGAU